Penaeus monodon (black tiger shrimp) is the source of this 4278-nucleotide messenger RNA. Its product is annotated as hyaluronan mediated motility receptor-like. Gene Ontology annotation, molecular function: hyaluronic acid binding. NCBI's taxonomy places the organism in Eukaryota, Metazoa, Arthropoda, Malacostraca, Decapoda, Penaeidae. The record is from RefSeq and is a predicted model, not a curated record.
AUGUUUCCUAAGGCCAAGAUAAAGAGGUUCAACGAGGAAGUAGGUUGUGCUCCUCCUCCAACAAAAUACAACCCAAAAAUUGACAAGAACACGGGUGCAGCAGUGACCCUAACCAGAUCUGAGAGGUGGAAGGAUAGUAAAGAGGUCACACCAGGGCCAGGAGCUUAUUGCACUCAGAGUAACUCCCCCAGCCAGAAGAGGUCUACGUCGUCAUCCCGUCUCAAUUCAUCAACAUGUUCCAGCAGUUCAUCAGUGUCAGGAGGCGGGGUGUUUCUCAGUCCACCAAAACACACAAGACUUUCCCGCUCUGCUUCUGCAAAGUCUGUACAGGGCCGACUAGGGGACAGAGAUUCUCGAGGGGACGAGCUACAAGAGCAAAUUCGAGAACUUACGCAGGAAAGAGAUAGAAUGAAGGUUCUUAUAUCCCAACUAGAAGAUCAGCUGGUGACAUUAAAUAAUAGAAUUACUGCAAGCGAAAUAAAGGAAGCUGAAUGUGAAAAACUAAAAGAAGAGAGAAGUGAACUGGAGUUGAAAAUUUCAAAACUUCAUGAAAGUGAGGAGGAGGUCUUGCAGUUAAAACAACAAAAUGAGGAACUGAAAGUGCUUUUAGAAAGCGGUAGUGGAGAUAAAGGAGAAGUUAUGGAAUUAAAUGAUCAGAUUCAGUUAAUCAGAGAAGAAUUGACUGAAUCUCAGCUUAUGAUAUCACGUUUGACAGAUGAACGGUCAGGUCUCCAACUACAAUUGAGGCAGCUAGAGGAGUCUGCAGAACAGAAAUCUCUCACUGAAGAUGAAGUUCAAAACCUCAAGGAGCAGAUAGACCACCUGACUCUCUUGAGGGAUAACCUUGAAGCAUCUGUCAUGGUAAAGGAUGACUUGAUAGCAGAACUACAACUACAGUUAGAUGAAGUGGUGGUUGAAGGGCAGAGUUUCCAUGACCAGAUGGAGCUUUAUAAGGCAAAGGCAGAGCAACUGGAAGAAGAGGUCCAAAACAGCUUUGUUGAACGUGAUGAUGCAGAAAAUCGGGUACGCAACAUUGUAGCCAAAUAUGAAGCACUGAUUAAGGACCAGAUGGAAGAGAAAGAGAUGAACAAAGAAAUACUUGCCAAGAAAGAUAUUGAAAUUGAACUUUUGAAUGGUAGCCUUGCUAACCUCAAUAUAAAGGUUACAGAAUAUGAAAACACCAUUUCUUCCUUGCAAGAAGAAAUUAGUGAAAGAAAGAGCAAGAUUUCCUGCCUUGAAACUACUGUCUCUGACCUAAGUAUGAUGACAAAGGAGAAGGAAUUCAUGGAAUCUAUGUUAGAAGAGGAACUUAAUCAAAGAGCACAAGAGGUAAAUAAACUAGAACAAAGUAUUCGAGAAGUUGAGACAAAACUUGGUGAAGUUAACAAAGAGAAGGAGAGUGUGGUGGCAACUCUGGAGACUGAAAGGAAACGAACAGCAGAGCUAAAUGAGAGGAUUCAGCACCUUGAAGUGCAGAUAAAGGAAAAAGAGGUGGUGCAGCAGUUCCUAGAAAAAGAAAUUGCAUCACGAGAAGCAGAGGUUUCAGAGUCAUCUGCAAAAAUUAAAACGUUGGAAGAGGAUCUUGAAACAGCCCGUCAAGUAGCUCUUGACCUCCAGCAAGAUGCAGAAGUUCAACUCAAUCAAGUACUUACACUGAAGUUCAACUCAAUCAAGCUUACAUAUUAUGAUAUUGAGGCCAAAGAGGAGCUUAUUACAACACUGAAGAAUGAGGUGAGUCAGAAGCUCAAUGAAACCAGCAUUUUACAAGGGCAAGUAGAGCAACAAAGUGAUGUAUCCGCUAAAAUUGAGGAGCAGUUAAAAGCCAAGGAAACACAGAUUCAGAAGUUAGAUGAAGAGUUAACUUCUGUGAAAGCUGCUCUUCUGUCACGUGAAGAAUCCUUAGCAAACUUGGAAAGUAAAGCAACUCAGCUGGAAGAUAAUAAUCAUCAAUUAGAAGAGAAGGUGGUGGAACUCAUGGCUGAGAUUAGUGACAGGGAGGCUGAACAUAUAGCAAGGGUGAAUCGGAUACAAAAUGACCUUGACGAUUUGGGUAUAAAAUAUUCAGAAUCUUUGUUGGAACAUGAGGCUACACGCAGAGCCCUUACCCAAACUUCAGAAGAGCUGGAAAGGGAGAAUCUUCUUCGUAUGGCUUCUGAGAGAGAUAUCCAGACCUUAAAAGAAGAACUUGGCCAUUACAAAGAAGAACAUAAAACUAUGGAACUCAACUUAAAGGAUCUGGUGCAAAAGUAUACCAACUUGGAAGAUGCUCUUGCCUGUGAGGAGGCUGAAAAUAGAGAUCUGGAGGACCGGUUAGAGCGAGAGGUCAAAAAUGCCCAAGAGGCUGCAGCAACAGCUGAGAAGGAAAUUUCCACCCUUCAAACUUCAAAUGAAGGCUUUUGCACACAGAUUACUCAGCUAAAGAUUGACAUGAGGAAGAAAUCUCAAGCAGUAGUGGAAAUGCAACAGUGCAUUGAAGCUUUACGGGAGGAAAAGCAGCACCUAACAACACUUCGUGACAAUCUGGAAUCUACAGUAGAAACAAAGGAAGACUGCAUUGCUCAGUUACAUCUUCAAGUGUCAACUCUUGAGAGAGAAAUGGAAGAGGAGCGAGUAACUUUGAGGUCAAGAAUUGCUGACCUAGAGAACCACUUGAAGGAGACUGAAGACCACCUCAAUAAUUAUAAAACAAAGGUAAUAGACUUGGAAGAUCAAGUAUCUUACCUUGAGGAUGAGAAGAUGAAACUGACCAAGUCCUAUGAGAAACAGCUAGAAGAAAAAUCCUCUUCAGCAACCCAGGCUGCUACAGAAUUAGUGGAGUUAAAGAAAACUUAUGAAGGGUAUGAAGACCAACUGAAGAAUCUUCAGACUUCACUUGUGGAAAAGACCAGCGAGGUAGAUGAACUGAAAGAGAAGUAUUUUGUGGCAAGUCGAACAUUAGAAUCCCACCAAGAAGAAAUAAAGGCUUUAGAAACCAGUUUGGGCAGAUCCAAGCAGGAAGUUGAAGGCAUGAAUAAAACAUUGUCAUCAAAGGACACUAUGUUAGAUGAUCUUAACACUACCUUGGGCAGCAAACGUGAAGAAAUUCAGUCACUAUAUAAGAGCCUUGAGGAGAAACAGUCAGCACUUGUGAAAUGCGAGACUCGUAUUCAACAACUGGAAGAGAACGAGGAGAAACUUGCUCAAGACAAAGAAGAGGCUGCUCUUACUAUAUCAACCCUUAAGGAGUCCCUUGAUAACACCAAAAAACGUUUAUCAAGAUUGGAGAUUGUACACAAAGAGGAGAAGGAAGCUGAAGUGUCAAGGAUAACUUCUACUUUAGAAGGUGAUGUAAAAGAACUGAGAGAUACAAAUGCAGAACUCCUUGAAGAGUUGAAUUCCUGGAAAAGCAAGUUCCAACAUCUUGAGAAGAUGAUUGAACCAUUCAGAGAACAAUUAGAUGCCUAUGAGGUGGAAAAGGCUAGUCUACUGUCUCGCAGCUCGGCAGCAAAGGAGGAGGUUGAUAAGCUAAGCAAGCAAUAUGCCACACUUCUAGGUCACCAGAAUCACAAACAGAAGAUCCAGCAUGUCCUUAAGCUCAAAACUGAGAAUAACGAAUUGCGCGAGGAAGUGUUCAAGCUACGUCAAGAAACAGAACGUCAGCGAAAGACUGUCAAGAGAUUAGAAGAAAAGAUGUUACGAUUGAGUGGAUCAACAAGUCGCCUCAAUGAUACAUCUAGGAUGUUGGGAGAUAAGGAGAACUCAUUUUAUGCCGGGGCAGGAGCUCCAGCUAUGUCAUCUACACCUCUUAAACCUAGUAAUAAACCUCAGCGCCUUUGAGCAUAGACAGCUAUUUAAAUUAUGCUUUUUAGCUGUUAUUAAGUUCUUGCCAUAUUCAGAAUCAAAGGAUAUCCAGAUGUCUUGACUCAUCACAUCACAUAUGUGUCUUCAUUAUCUGUCAUGUUUAUGUUCUACAACAUAAAAUAUAUCUUUUAUGUUAUUGUAAUGCACAUGCAGCAAGCAAUUUUAAUUGAAUAUUACAUUUUGUUGAAUAGCAGUAGGGUCUUUUAGUUAUUUUUAUGUAGAUAAAAUGAACCAGUUGUGCAAAUAACAUAAUAUGCCAUUUGUAAAUAGUCUUCACACUACACAUCAUAACCAUUGUAAGUGAGUCCGGUGUUCAUGUUUUGCAUCUCAGUGAUUUUAUUCUUCUCCUUCAUGGAAACUUUUAAACCUUUGAGUUUGAAUUUUGGGCAAUGGUCCCAAUGUACCAAAGUACAAUUUUUAAAUAAAAAUCAAAGUACC